AUGCCACCAAGUAAAAAGCCUAAUUUCCUACUUAUUAUCGCAGACGACCUUGGUUUUUCUGACCCAUUUGGCAAUGAUAUCAACACGCCCAAUCUAGAUAAGCUGGCGAAGAAUGGCCUCACACUUACAGAUUUCCAUACAGCGUCUGCUUGCUCGCCAACAAGGUCUAUGUUAUUAAGUGGAAAUGACAAUCAUUUAGCAGGUCUUGGUCAGAUGGCAGAAUUUGCUAGAAACUAUCCAUCAAUAUGGAAAGAUGAAGAAGGUACUGCGAAACCUGGUUACGAAGGUGUUCUCAACUAUCGUGUCGCUGCCCUACCUGAAAUACUUAAUCAGCCGGAUCCACAGACAGGAAAAGGUGUAUACAGGACGUUAUUAAGUGGUAAAUGGCAUCUAGGCCUCACUGAGCCUUUCCUACCAUCAAACCGUGGUUUCGAGCGCUCAUGGGGUCUACUUCCCGGUGCAGGCAACCAUUUCAAGUAUAAUCCUGAUGUCGCGCUCGGCGUACCUGCUACCAAAACUCUCUGGUCUGAUAAUGGGAAUCUUUUCAGUAUGGAUGAUUUACCAGAUUCCUUCUAUAGCACCGAUGCUUUCACGGACAAGCUUAUUGAGUACUUAGAUGAGGAUUAUGAGCGUCCUUUCUUCGCUAUGCUCACUUUGACAGCUCCUCACUGGCCCUUACAAGCACCGAGGCACCUUAUAGAAAAAUACAAAGGACGUUUUGAUGAAGGACCACAUGAGCUUAGGAAGGAGCGUCUGUUACAAUUACAUAAGCUUGGACUCAUCAGUGAUAACGCAAUCGCAAGAGCUCACCCGAUUAUCGACACCUAUGGAAAAGGAACUUGGGAUAGAUUCACUGAGGACGAAAAGAAGAGGUCAGCCCGAACAAUGGAAGUAUAUGCGGCCAUGGUUGAGUCUAUUGAUGAAAAUGUUGGCCGUUUAUUAAAACAUCUAGAAGAUAAAGAGGAACUUGAAAAUACGUUCGUAGUUUUCAUGAGCGAUAAUGGUGCAGAGGGUUCCCUCUUGGAAGCUCUUCCUAUUCUAGGCGAACGUAUACAAGAAUCUAUUGAAAAGGCUUUCGACAAUUCGUUCGAGAAUAUUGGCAAUGGUAACAGUUAUGUUUGGUAUGGUCCUGAAUGGGCGCAAGCAGCAACUGCUCCAAGUCAACUCUACAAGGCAUUCACAUACGAGGGCGGUAUUCGUGUUCCAUUUAUAUUGAAUUAUCCCCAAGGACAUCCAUCUUUACAAGGUGGUGCAGUAUCACACGAAUUCACUACAGUUAUGGAUCUUGCACCUACUAUCCUUGACCUAGCCGGUAUUGAGCACCCUGGUACGGAAUUCCAAGGUCGUCAAAUAUAUCCAAUUAGGGGAAAAUCCUGGAGUGAAUGGUUACACAAUGCGGAAGUACCACCUCACAAUGAGAACACAAUCACUGGAUGGGAGCUAUUUGGACAACAAGCCAUCAGAAAAGGUCAUUGGAAGGCUUUAUAUGUACCUGCACCAGCUGGAAGCGAGGAAUGGGAGCUAUAUAAUCUCAAGGAAGAUACAGGAGAAGUUACGAAUCUUGCUAAGACUGAACCCGAAAUAUUGAAGGAUCUUAUAGCGCACUGGAGCGUGUAUGAGGCUGAGACUGGUAUGGUGCUGCCUCCUCCGAAAGCGUUUGCCGAUCACAAGGGGUAUAUUCCGGUUUUAACAAAGUAAAAUGUUGUGUAAAAUAAGUAAAAAAGUAAAUAUAUCUAUGUAUUAGAAGACAUUUACACGUCUAUUUGGA
Molecule: messenger RNA, 1768 nt
Organism: Wallemia mellicola CBS 633.66
Lineage: Eukaryota; Fungi; Basidiomycota; Wallemiomycetes; Wallemiales; Wallemiaceae
Product: alkaline phosphatase-like protein
Exons: 5
Coding region: 1-1698 (565 amino acids)
Molecular function (GO): arylsulfatase activity
Source: RefSeq, a predicted model, not a curated record